UUGAUUGCUCGGCGAAUCUAUGGAAAUCUAAGCAGCCACAAAACAGCUGCUUUUCUUUGUUAUUUUUUAAACCAAUUACUGUAGACGUGGAAUCAUAAAUAAGAGGAAUUCGCACCUUAGAUUUCCUCGGGCCAGACCGUUGGGUCAGCUCUGUGCCCCAAAAUAUCCAGAGGAAGGUCGCAGUAACUGUGUGAACUUCCGACUUAGUACACGCAACAGAAAUUAUUGGAUGACUUAGCCAACACACGAGACGAGGUGAAUAAUAGCAAAGAUCAGUCGCGUUUAAAAUAAGAAUGUACUUUAUUUAUUUUAUAAAAAUGGUGUUUUUAUGAUGGGGUUAGAAAUAUAGGUCAAAUUUACAAGGAAUGAUAAAAUAUUGGACAUCAGAAAGAAGAAAUAUUGAGAGAAAUUAGCUGUUGUUUUGGUUGGUUUGAGAAAACGGUAAAUCCAACAUGGCCGACGUUGAUCCAGAAACACUUUUAGAAUGGCUUCAGAUGGGCCAAGGAGAUGAAAGGGAUAUGCAAUUGAUUGCCCUUGAACAAUUAUGUAUGUUGCUUCUGAUGUCAGACAACGUGGACAGGUGUUUUGAGAGUUGUCCACCAAGAACUUUUCUACCAGCUUUAUGUCGGAUAUUUCUAGAUGAAUGUGCCCCAGAUAAUGUAUUAGAAGUUACAGCUCGUGCCAUUACAUACUAUCUUGAUGUCUCGGCCGAAUGUACCAGGCGUAUUGUUGCCGUCGAUGGCGCCAUCAAAGCUCUGUGUAACAGAUUGGUGGUGGCAGAAAUGUCCUCUAGAACAAGCAAAGACUUAGCUGAACAAUGCAUCAAGGUGAUGGAAUUAAUCUGUACAAGAGAAUCAGGAGCUGUUUUUGAAGCAGGCGGAUUAAACUGUGUUUUGACUUUCAUACGAGAACAUGGAUCACAAGUCCAUAAAGAUACUCUUCAUUCUUCCAUGUCAGUUGUAUCGAGAUUAUGUGGUAAAAUGGAACCGCAGGAUGCAGCGCUUGAGAAUUGCGUGGAAUCGCUUUCAACCCUUCUCGAACAUGAUGAUUCAUAUGUAUCUGACGGAGCUCUAAGAUGUUUUGCAUCUUUAGCUGAUCGUUUUACACGAAGAGGAAUCGAUCCAGCCCCGCUAGCAAAACACGGUCUGAUAUUGGAAUUAACGCAACGACUACAUCAAGUUGGUGACGUGAGUCACAAUGUUUCCAUAACCAGUACCCCAGGAUCAUCCAGUAUGUCGGCUGAUUCUAAAUCUAGUCCCAGUAUCUCAACAGUUAUAAGCCUAUUGUCUACGUUAUGUCGCGGAUCACCUGGUAUAACCCAUGAUUUGCUCCGGUCGGAUUUACCCGAUGCUAUCGAGAGUGGAUUACGAGGGGAUGAAAGAUGUUGCUUGGAUACAAUGAGACUGGUUGAUCUGCUGUUAGUUUUAUUGUUUGAGGGACGUAAAGCUCUACCUAAGACAGGUGUGUGUAGUAUAACCAGUCGUCUACCUGGAUUACGACGAACAGAUAGCGCUGGUGAACGUUCACACAGACAGUUGAUAGACUGUAUACGUAGUAAAGAUACAGACGCACUUAUAGAUGCCAUCGAUAACGGAUUUGAAGUCAAUUUUAUGGAUGAUGUAGGACAAACUUUAUUAAACUGGGCUUCAGCUUUUGGUACCCAAGAAAUGGUUGAGUUUUUAUGUGAGAGGGGAGCCGAUGUAAAUCGUGGAUUACGAUCUUCAUCGUUACAUUAUGCUGCUUGUUUUGGUCGACCACAGAUUGUCAAGACAUUAUUACGAUAUGGAGCUAACCCUGAUUUACGUGACGAGGAUGGUAAAACACCGUUAGAUAAAGCAAGAGAACGGGGAGAUGAAGGACAUCGAGAAGUGAUUCAGAUUCUACAAUCACCAGGUGAAUGGAUGGUACCUGUACACAGAGAAACAUCAACAGCUGAAGUGGAAACUAAAGAGAAGAAAGAAGAAGUCAGUGAACCAGAAAAAGUAGAAGUUGUCGAAGCUAAAGGUGAUCCAGAGGUAGCACCUCUCUAUGUUAGAAGAUUAUUACCUACCUUUACACAGGUGUAUCACAGUUCUAUGUUGGCUUCAGUCAGGAAAGCUACCCUGUCAUUGAUGAGAAAGAUGUUACAUUAUAUGAGUGAACCUUUACUAUAUGAUAUGUGUAACCCAGAGUUUAUUAGCCCAAACUUCGCCUCAAGUUUAACAGAAGUUUUAUCAACAGUAUUAGAUACAGAGGAUGAUGAUGAUGGCCAUCAUACCGUGUUGUUAAUCAUGCAAGAUCUUAUGAUCAAAGGACAGAAUAUAUUUUUAGAACAUUUUGCUAGACUUGGAUUAUAUGGCCGUGUCUUGUCUCUGGCAGGUCCUGUCAUAGAUGAGGAAGAAGGAGCAAAAGCCAAAGAAGAAAAGAGUGAGGAUUCCUCAUUAGAAGAUGGUAAAGAUAUCGUUCAGGGUCGUCCGUAUCAUUGGAGAGAUUGGUGUAUAGUACGGGGUAGAGAUUGUCUAUAUUUAUGGAGUGAUGCUGCAGCGGUUGAAUUAUCUAACGGAAGUAAUGGAUGGUUUAGAUUUAUAUUAGACAGUAAACUGGCCACUAUGUAUUCUAGUGGUAGCCCUGAAGGUGGAUCUGAUAGCUCAGAAAAUCGUGGAGAAUUUUUAGAGAAAUUGCAGCGAGCGAAAUCCCAGAUAAAAGUUGGUUUAGCGAGUCAGCCGAUUUUAUCUCAUCCUAGUUCUACGAGAUUAGUUAUAGGUAACUGGUCGUUGUCGUGUAAAAAAGAAGGUGAAUUACAUAUACAUAACUCAGACGGACAACAGCAAGCGACCAUAUUAAAGGAAGAUUUACCAGGUUUUAUUUUCGAAUCAAAUCGUGGAACAAAACAUUCCUUUACAGCUGAAACAUCUCUAGGACCAGAAUUUGCCGCUGGAUGGGCUGGAAAAAAGAGUAAAAAAUUAAAAUCAAAAGUAGAUGCUAUACGAACGAAGGUACGAAGUGUAGCAAGAGAUUUAUAUGAAGAUUAUUUCCGGGAAGCCGAGGCCAAACCACGAGGCGUAGUAGCGAAAUUAUUUACAAUAGUCCAACAAUUAGAAGCAGCUUGUGCUAAACAUAUCAGUCAGAUCAAGGGUGCCGAUGAUGAAAUGGUGUGGGCGCAGGAGAUGAAGAAUGCUUUAAAUGAAUUAGUGACUUUAUUAAAAGACGAACAUACGAUAUCAUCAUUUGAAUUAUACAGUAGCGGUCUUGUUCAAACUCUACUUAAUAUACUUAAUAAUAAUAUAAAUACUGAAAUUCCCUGUUCUAAAGAAAAUAAAAGAAGAUUACGUGAAAGAAUUAAUAUUUUUAAAUCUGUGUUUCAAGAAAAGGAGAGUCUCUCUGAGGAGGGAGGUGUAUCACCAGCGAUACAGAUGACUCGUAAACUAAUAGCAGCAUUAGAAUCUAUAGAGAAAUUACCUGUACAUAAUUACGAUCUACCUGGAUCAGGCUAUGGACUUCAGAUAUUAACAAGGAAACUGAGGUUCCGAUUAGAACGUGCAUCAGGGGAAAGCACUCUGAUUGAUAGAACAGGUAGAAGCUUGAAGAUGGAACCAUUAGCAUCUGUAGCUGAUCUUGAGAAAUAUUUACUUAAAAUGGUAGCUAAACAGUGGUAUGAUUAUGAACGUAAUACGUUUAACUUUGUAAAGCAAUUGAAGGAACAAGAUGCCACCAUGACUUUCGCACAUCAGAGUGAUUUUGAUGAUAAUGGUCUGAUUUACUGGAUAGGUACAAACGGCAGGACUACGACAGAUUGGGUAAAUCCUGCCCAGUAUGGUUUAGUGAUGGUGACGUCAUCAGAAGGUCGUAAUCUGCCGUAUGGUAAACUAGAAGAUAUACUGAGUCGAGAGAGUGCUGCGUUAAACUGUCAUACAAACGAUGAUAAGAAAGCGUGGUUUGCGAUUGAUCUCGGUGUAUGGAUUAUACCCACAGCCUAUACACUACGACAUGCCAGAGGUUACGGAAAAUCUGCUUUAAGAAACUGGCAGUUUCAGGUAUCUACUGAUGGUUUAACAUGGACAACUAUUAAAGAACAUUCAGAUGAUAGUUCUCUUAAUGAACCAGGAUCUACGGCCACCUGGGUUUUAGAUCCCUCUAAAGAUGAGACACAGGGAUGGAGACAUAUACGCUUACAACAGACGGGUAAAAACGCUAGUGGACAGACACAUUAUUUAUCAUUAUCUGGUCUGGAGAUUUAUGGUACAGUUUCAGGUGUUUGUGAUGAUAUAGGCAAAGCUGCUCGUGAAGCAGAAGCAACAAUCAGACGUCAGAGACGACUUUUACGAACACAUGUGUUGAAACAGAUGUUACCAGGAGCUCGUGUAGUUAGAGGAAUGGAUUGGAAAUGGCGAGAUCAGGACGGAAACGGUGAAGGUCUUGUUACUGGAGAAUUACAUAAUGGUUGGGUUGAUGUGACGUGGGAUAAUGGAGGAUCUAACUCUUAUCGCAUGGGUGCGGAGGGAAAAUACGACUUAGCUUUAGCCCCUUCUCACGACCCAGAGAAAUUACGGUUUUAUAAACCGGAGCAGGGAGCUGUUGGAGGUUUAAAGGGGAGAGCAGGAGCCUCGGUCUCUGAUAAAGUCAAGGUCAGUGUAUUGACAAGUCGUAAGAGCAGCUCAACACCUAGUCUAAGUGACGUCAGUGAAACUAAAGCAUCGGUUGCCAGCACGGAACAAGCUUCGUCGGCUGAAAAUCUCACCUCAUCUAUCAAAGCUGCGGCGGAAUCUGUAGCCGAAAGUAUUUUAAAUCGAGUGAUGGUAACAGUUGAUCCAGCUGAUGAUUCAGACGGAACAGUUACAAGUGGUAGUGAACCUGUUAUAGUUCUGCAUCGCGGUAACGAAGAAUUAUCACGAGACAGCCAUUUUGGUUUGAUGGAUUUAGUUAGUGGUGUUGAAAACAUGGAUUUAGGAUCCGUCCCAGAACCAAUCCGAGGAGCCGAAGGUGGAGUCCGACCUCCUCAUCUAGAUAAUAAAACAAGAUCGGAAGCGAGGAAGAAUGACGCCCAGACGAGAAGCUCCCCGACAAAUUUAAUGAGUGCUAGUGUGCCUAAUUUACCUACCAGUAUGGAACAGACAGUCAGUCUGCUGGAUACAUUCGCAGCGGCUGUAGCCAGACGUAAUCUGGGAACUAAUAACGGGAAUAAUAUUGUACGGAAUGCCAAUGCUAGCAGUUUAGUGCGUUUAGCUUUAUCCAAUUCUCCUAAUAAUUUAUUAAGUGCUGCACAGAGUUAUCCUAGUUUAACCAAUUCAACAAAUGCUACAUCUAACACCCUGACCACCACUCAGACCAUGGCUAAUGUCACAUCACUGAGUCAAGCCUUGACCAGAAGUCUCACCUCAACAUCUAGUGAAAGCGACAAUGAGUUUCUUGAAACGUGUCGUGCGUCGACUUUACUUGGUGAAUUAGAAGAUGAUGAAGAAUUACCUGAACCUGAUGAUGAAGAUGAUGAGAAUGAGGAUGAGAAUGAAGAUGAUGAAGAUUAUGAUAAUGUGAUGAUCUCGUUACAGGAGGAAGAAGAGAUGGAGUCAAGAGAUCGUCGAACCUGGGAUGACGAACUUGUCUUGAAGCGACAAUUCUCAGCCCUUAUACCUGCCUUUGAUCCCCGACCUGGUCGAACCAACGUAAAUCAAACUCAAGAUUUUGAUAUGCCCGCACCAGGAAGUGAAGAAUGUUCUUCACCAGAAGUAAAAGAAACAGUAUCUCAACCAAGAUUAAUAUUAUCAUUACGAUCUCCAUGUCUACCUGGGAUGAAUGAUGAAGAAUUCCAGUUAACAGAUGGUAAUGCUUGUAUAUUUAAAUAUAUCCAGACUUUAUUAUUACAAGGUUCCAGUAGCGGACGAACAGAACGUUUACGUCGGGUCUGGGAACCUACUUAUACGAUUGUGUAUAGAGAAUUAAAGGAAGAUGGUGAAAAAGAUUCAGAAACUCAGAGCAUUCGAUCGUCCCAGAGCAUGGAGAAAUAUGUGAAUUGGCGAAAUGCAUUAGGUGAUCGUGAUGCUGCGAGGAGUAUGGACCAAUCAACCUGUAGUGUAGAGCAUGUAUUACAAUUAUUACAGAGAUUAUAUGCUAUAGCACAGGAACAAACAACACCUAGUAAACGUAAUGAUGGAAGUGAUGUACUGUUGAACAUUCCAAUAGAUGAAUUUAUCAGUAAAAAAAUCACCAAUAAGGUUGUUCAACAGAUUCAAGAUCCGUUAGUUUUAGCCAGUCAUUCCCUACCUGAGUGGUGUGAACAUCUAACACGAUGGUGUCCGAUGGUAUUCCCAUUCGAUACACGACAGCUCUACUUUAUCUGUACAGCUUUCGGAACAUCAAGGUCUAUAGUAUGGUUACAGAAUAAACGUGAUGCAUCAAUAGAUCGUAUCAGAAGUCCCGUACCACGUCGAGAUGAAGGACAUGAGUUCCGCGUGGGUCGAUUAAAACAUGAACGUGUUAAAGUACCACGAGGUGAUGAGUUAUUAGGUUGGGCUAUGCAAGUCAUGAAACAUCAUGGAAAGAGAAAGGCUGUACUUGAGAUUGAGUUCCAGAGUGAAGAAGGAACAGGUUUAGGCCCAACUUUAGAAUUUUACGCCCUUGUUGCAGCUGAAUUACAGAAGAAAUCUCUUGGUCUCUGGUUGUGUGAUGACACCAUUCCUGAUAAAUAUGAACGAGAGAUUGAUAUUGGUCAUGGUGUUAAACCACAAGGAUAUUACGUUCAGAGAAUCGGGGGACUAUUCCCAGCCCCGUUACAGCAGGAAAGUCCGGACAUGGAACGUGUGGAAAGACAUUUCCAUUUCCUCGGAACUCUUCUAGCAAAAUGUUUACAAGAUAACCGCCUUAUUGAUCUGCCUCUGUCUCGUCCCUUUCUUAAAUUACUGUGUCUUGGAGACGUUGGACAAAAUAUAACGAAACAGAACCGGGAUCUUUCUCAUCGCGGUCUGAGUGGCAUGUUAGAAUCGUGGCACAGCGAAUCAAGCGAUAUGAUCACAAGUAUCGAGGAAUCAGAGAAAGAGAUGAGAAUGGAUCGAUCUCGCAUCAGCAUGACUCAGGCGUGGUAUCAUGGCGUCCUCACAGACGAAGAUUUUGAAUUGGUGGAUCAGCAUAGAGCUACGUUUUUACGACAACUACGAGAAUUGGCCGCUAAGAAACAGAGAAUAUUGAAAGACCGAAGUAUAUCCGAAGAUCAGAAGAAUAUUUUAUUAGAAGAAUUAUGUUUACCUGGUACGGAUGAUCACCCCAUGCUCGUUAGAUUGGAGGAUUUGGGUUUAACAUUCCAGUUUAACCCAUCAUCUAAAGUUUAUGGUUUUAUGUCACAUGAUCUCAAAAUAAAUGGAGAAAACGAGGAAGUAACUCUGGAUAAUAUUGAGGAAUAUAUUGAUCUAGUCACAGAUUUCUGUCUCUCUAGUGGUAUUAGACGACAAAUGGAGGCUUUUAAAGCUGGAUUUGAUGUAGUUUUACCGUUAGCAAAGUUACAUGCCUUCAGUGCUGGAGAGUUAUCUACUAUGUUAUGUGGUGAACAGGCUCCCACGUGGACUAAAGAAGAUAUUAUCAACUAUACCGACCCUAAGUUAGGUUACACACGAGAAAGUCCUGGAUUUCAGAGAUUGGUCAAUGUUUUAGUAAGUCUUUCACCAGAUCAACGAAAAGCUUUUCUACAGUUUGCUACUGGAUGUUCUUCCCUGCCACCAGGGGGACUUGCUAACCUUCAUCCCAGAUUAACAGUCGUUCGUAAAGUAGACGGAAACGACAGUAGUUACCCUUCCGUUAAUACCUGUGUUCAUUAUCUUAAACUUCCCGAAUAUUCAUCAGAAGAUAUUUUACAAGAAAGACUUUUAGCAGCGACGAAGGAGAAGGGUUUCCAUCUAAAUUAAAUGGAAGAAAUAUCUUCAAGCGUCCAGACAUCUAGCUGACGAGAAGUUAGACGUCUUUUCUCUCAUUGACCAUCCAUAGAAGUUGCAGACUUCUAGUUGAAAUGGAAUACGAUUUUUUGCAAGCAAUUAAAGAGAUAAGUUAUUUGCCGUGAUAAUUUAAGACUUUUAGAGUUAAUAAAACUCUGAUUUUAAGGAAAUUUCCGAUUGAUGUCCGAUUUCGUCAUUAUGACAAGUUUCAAAUAAAGUUUACGAUCAAUCUUCGAGAUAUUUGAACUAUAUUUGACAACUUGUUUAGGAGACGGAACAUGAAAUCAGUUGAUGUAAAGUUGACGUAAAGGUCGAUUAUAAGACCUAAUUGUGAUACAAGCCUGUGCCCUAUAUGCGGCACAUUUGAUUUAAGAUAUUCGAUAACUGUGCCACUUUUUAAGUUAUAUUUGCAUUUAAAUGCGUAUAUAUAUAUAUAUAAUAAUAAUAAUAUUGGACUAUGUUUUUUUUUCUAUUGAUACAUAAUUAUGCUGCCUAUAUAAAGAUGUUAUAAAUAAUGUUUGUACUUAUUUAUCUGUUCUGAGUGGUUUUAAAUAUUAUUGGGUUUUUGAUUGCAAAUUAGGUGUGAUUUUACUGCAAAUGACUUUUUUUGUUUUGUUCUCUCUUGGAGAAUUCAUGCUUUAGGCUAAUAUUAUCAUGUCUUUAUUUAUUUGUCUUGUCUUCGUAAUAUUUUGUAUCCGUCUGAACGGUUGUGUUAUUAAUCUCAUAAAUCUUUAUGGUAUUAAUAAUUGAAAGUAUUCUUAAAGUCUCUGGGCGUAACUUGAAUUUUCCAGAUGUAACUUCCCACCGCUUAAUGCAUGCUAAAAUGUACUCAAAUUGAUUUUUUAUUUUCUUAUUUAAAGAUACAUUAUUUGAGAUGGCAUUUCUCACUAUAAUAGUUAAAAACUAAAUAAUGUAAAGAGAAUUUACUGAAAAUUUCAGUCAAAUUGAUCCACUCUGAACCGAGAAUUUAGGAAUUGAUUUUUGGGCCUAGCCUCGAUCAUCAUUACUGAAGUCGAUUUGAUAAAAUACAUAGUCUGGAUUAUCCAUUUCUUGAUUUAAUUAUGAAUGAGCGUAGAACAGCAAGUCGGAUCCUAAUAUUGCAGGCUAGGGAUGACAUCGAGAGUUGAUUAUGGUCUGGAUAUGUUAAUUAAUGGCUAAUUAAUAAUUUUUAAAGACCUGCUAAGUCAGAUAUAGCUCUUGCAUAAUGUAUGUUUAAUUAAUCAUUUUAAGUACAUUUGAGCAAUUUGAACGGCAGAUAAUCUCACUGCUCAUCAAUAGAUGGUAGCGAACAUUAUAGGUGACACUGGGUUUCGACAAUAUCAAAUGUAAAUACUAAACGGAGCGAAACGGAACCGUUUUUGGAUUCAUCAAUCUCUCAGAUGAUGUGCACAAGACAUUUUAUUUAUUAAAAAUGUUGAUAACUUAGGCCUUGCAGGUAUAUUUCAAUCAUUGUAAUAAUUUAAGAAUUUGUAGAAGCUUUGUUUAUUUUAAAGGUACUGUACACAUAGAUGGAUAUGAAAUAUCUAUUUGUUUAAAUAUAGUUGUUGAAUAUUAGCCGUGUAACAGGUGUUUGCGUUGAAAUUAUACAUAUAAGGACUUGGCUUUGUCAAUACUCGCGGUACAAUAGGAUGUCACUAUAGCACAGUUUACUACACACGUGCAGAGGUUCUGUGAUGCCUGGUGCCCCCAAGACUCAAGUACUAGUACUCAGUAAGAAAGGAUGAUAUUUUAAAUAUGUCUGAACAGAAGAAAUAAACUGUUACGUAAGGGCAGCCAGCUUGCUUGUACAGCAAAGUUGACAGCUGUAAUUUCAAAUUUAAACAAAUUUGAUUGGAUGUCCCCUUUGAAAUGUACGCCCAGGGCCACACCCGCCUCUCUGCAUGCCACUCCUUAUAUAGUGUUAUGUUAGGACACUUGUGUAGAUUAUACAGUGUUUAUAGUGAAGUCCUUGUGUAUAUUACCAAUCUGUAAAUUCUGCUUUUGUUAAAUAAAUCAACUAUGUAUCAUGUGACGGUUAACAAUCCCAUUCAUAAAAUUCAAAUUAUAUCAUUUUUAUACCCUUUGUUUUUUACAUUUAAUUGUAUUCAUUUCUUGAAACUUCAAUACAUUUUUCCUUCAUUUGUGGACUUUGUCUAAAUUGAGGAACAUUAUUUCAUUAUGUCUAUUUUUAGGGGGUUGGGGAGGAGAUAAGGUUGGUUGGGGAGUUGAGUUUUUUUUCUAUACGGAAAUUCAUGUCAUGAUUUCUGGGAUAGAGUUGAUAAAACUUGUAAUGUCCUAAUACGGAGCCUGGGAAUUUCGAACCCACACAACUGGCUUAAAAAUAGACUAUAUACAUUACACCACAAGUUUUCAAAACAUUAUCCAGAGUUAUCCACCCUUUUGAUUAGGUUGUCGUAGGGUUAGUUAAAGGUGAAAUUUUCCAGUGUGACAAACAGUAAUCUAAAGGGGAAGAUAACUCUUGUAUUAGCUUCAUUUCCCAAUCUCUUUUAUAGAUUUUAUACACAUAUAUUUUAUAGAUGUUUCUAUUCAUUUUCAUUAUUCUUACAGGUUAUCAUAUUACAAUUAAAGUCAUUGAAUUCAACUGCUUAAAUAAGAGUUAUGCCCCUUUAUUGUCUGGAAAAAAUGUCUGACAAGAAAAAUUUGGAAAUGGCUACAAUGUUCUAUAUGCUGACCAGAGUUGAGCCAUUUUUGGACAGAUAUUUGAGCUGAUAUUUUCCAUCGAGUUUCACAAUAUUUUAAUUUGCGAGGGACUCUAAAUCCCCCAAAUUACGAUCAAUGGCUUUAAAGAAGUAAGGCUGUAUAAUAUAUUAAAGGAGGAUGGCAGACUACAAUCCCAGCAAUCCCAAUAUUAUUGAAUGUCCCUAGAACUGUUUUUCUAUGCAGUGAUUAUUUCUGUGAAGACUAUGUAAAUCUAAUGAUAACGGGACAUUUCUGUCGACACAUCAAUUUAUCUGUUUACAUGUUGGCAUGGCGAUAUAUAUAUGUAUAUGAUUUUCUUUGUCAGGAAAAUUGUUGAAUUAGGAUUAGGAAAUAUAAUUUAAUGAUAAUGUCAUUUCAUUGGCUGAAAACUCAUUAACGAUUUAUUUAGCCAAUAGAAUAACAAUAUCAUCAGUAGUUUUUGCACAAAGUUUUUCAUUCAUCAGUUUGUAAAUAAAAUUGAUGUGUGGACAUAAAGACCCGGGCCCAUUCACAAAAACUUAAGAUAAAGUAUGUUAAGAAUGCUGUCUUUUCAGUGGCUAAUAAAAGCCAAAGGAUUUUUACAAUAAACCAAUGGAAAGACUUCAUCUUUAAUAUAUUUUAGAUUUAAUUUUUCCUGAAUAAGCCCAGUGUUUAUAACUAGAUAUAUAUUUAAUAAUGUUUGUGUGUGAGAAUAUAUAUGUAUAUGUGAAGUGUGAAUGAGAACAAGAGUGACGAUACUAGGAUUUUAGACAAACCUAGAUAAAAAUCGUAAAUAAUAUCUAUAUAUGUUCUUUUAGCUAAAUAAAGAACUUAAAAAUAA
Molecule: messenger RNA, 11394 nt
Organism: Patella vulgata (common limpet)
Lineage: Eukaryota; Metazoa; Mollusca; Gastropoda; Patellidae
Product: E3 ubiquitin-protein ligase HECTD1
Exons: 43
Coding region: 453-7868 (2471 amino acids)
Biological process (GO): protein K63-linked ubiquitination; anatomical structure development; proteasome-mediated ubiquitin-dependent protein catabolic process
Cellular component (GO): nuclear speck
Molecular function (GO): metal ion binding; ubiquitin protein ligase activity; protein binding
Source: RefSeq, a predicted model, not a curated record